AUGAAAAGAAAUAACAAUCAACAAAACAAAAAAGUUGAAGCAAAGAAAAGUGUUUACAAUAAUCUUGCAUUUGAUGAUAGUGAUGAUGAUCAAGUAGAAGAAGUUGUCAAUGCCACUAAUAAUCUUAAUGUUGCCAAACAACAACCACAACAACCAACUGUUACCACCACCACCACCACCGCCGCUGCCACUGGUAGCGCACAAACUACUUUAACCAAUGAAGCCGAUCCAACCCCACGUCCAUUCAGUGGUGGUUUUAUCUCAACCAUGGAUAUUCCAGAUUAUUACCCAAUUGGUAAAUUAAUCAAAGAUAAUGAUUUCUCAGAAAGAGCUCAAGUUACAUUCAAUACAUUAUGUAUUAUUAAAGUUGCUGAAUAUGAUAUCAUUAAAGAAAUCAUUGAAAAAUAUAAACCAUUUGUUAAAUUAUCAAACACAGUCUAUGAAAUUUCAAAAUCUUCAAAAAUUACUGGUAAAGCUUUCCAAGAAUUCCAAGAUGAUAUUAAAAAAACUAAAGUUAAAACAUUAGUUAUUAAAACCAUUUUAACAAUUAAAGCAAAGAAUCCAGAAGAUUGUAGUGAUAUUGCAAAAUGGAUUGAAAAACAAGUUGCCAAUUUUGUACCAUAUAACUAUCCAACCAAAGUAUCAACUUUUGUCGUAUCAAAUAGUGAAAACUUUACAUUUAAAUCAAUGAUUCCAAGUUUUGAUUCAAUUAAUGUACCAUAUCAAUUAUUUGAAAAGGAUGCAAAAGAUGUUAAACAAAUUACUUGUACUUUAGUUCAAUGUGAACAAGAGAAAUCAUCAACUGCAACCACCACCACUAAUAAUAAUAAUAAAAUUUCAGUUUGUAAUGAUGAAGAAUCAUCAAAAGAUACAAUUAUCAAUUCAUUAAUUUCACCAUUAAUGGAAGCAAAUCAAUCAUUGGUUGGUAGCGGUAAUGAUAAAAAGAUUAAAUGUUCACUCAAAUUUGGUAAUUCAAUUUUCUAUCAACUCAGUUCCACUGCAUUCCUUCCAUCAUUCACAAAGGAUCAAUUAAAUUCAAUGGAAACUUAUAAAGAUUUCCGUUCAAAACAAGAUAAUCUCAUUAAAGAAUCCGAUUUCAAUGCUAUCGCUAAAUUCAUUAAAGAUAAUGAAAGUACAACUUACAAAGUAAAGGAAACCGAUGCUUCAAUCUAUCGUGUUUUCAUUGGUAACUAUAAAGUUAGAUUAGUACCAUCUACCACCACUGCUCAAGAUAAUAAUAAUAAUAGUUUAACAAUUAAAGGUAUCUCUCAAUUGGAUGAAAGAGUUGUAACACUCGAUACUGUUUAUCCAGGAAGUGGCAAUCAACAAUCAAAUUCUAAAGUUGGUUGUAGAAUUUCAAUUUCAAAGAGUAAAAACUUUGAUAAAGAUUCAAUCCCUAAAAACUUUAGCUCUUUCUUAGAACAAACUACCAAAGAUAAAAAUGCCAACUCUUUAGUAUUCCCAACCGAUUUCUAUAAAACUAAAAGUUUCUCAAAAUCUCAAACCACUUAUAUCAAUAACACCACUGGAAAUAUUAUCUCUUUAAUUAAAAUCUCUGAAGAGAAAAGAGAUGAAAUCUUUUAUUCAAUUAAAAUUUCAAAUCCAUCUAUUAAAUUAACAAACAAACCAUCUGAAGAUCAAUUUAAACAAGCUUUAAUUUCAAUUUAUUCUGAAUAUCAAUCAUUGGUUAAUAAAUUAUAA
Messenger RNA from Dictyostelium discoideum AX4, 1701 nucleotides. RefSeq lists its product as hypothetical. The transcript is spliced from 3 exons. The coding region runs from base 1 to 1701 and encodes 566 amino acids. NCBI's taxonomy places the organism in Eukaryota, Evosea, Eumycetozoa, Dictyosteliales, Dictyosteliaceae. The record is from RefSeq and is a predicted model, not a curated record.